CAAUGAUUUCAAACCCACGAAAUCAAACAAUCGGAUACCAUCCCGAAUUUCCAAUCCCAAACUUCCGGCUUUGGUGUGGAUAAAAAUUGACUACCGCUGCCAAUUAACGAAAAACCUCAAAAGGACCCCACCCAAUAGAAUAAUCACAAAUCUAAUGCUUCAGUAGCGUCCACGUGUCCAAUAUAAAAAAGUGGGAUCCACUAUUCUUCAGACUACGUCAUCCCUUACAACAUAAAAGGCUUAUCCCCUUAAAUACCUAUAUUUUCUCAUCCAACAGUAAUCUAGACCAACAAGUGUCAGUGAGUAAAACCAUGAAACCCAGAGCACUUUUCAGUUUCUUACUCCAUUUCUUCUUCGCCUUUCUAUGUACGGCGGCGGACCUUGAAGCCCUGAAAGGAAACAGCAUAGUUUUUACUUCUUAUGGCCGAUCAAAUUAUGCUUGGGACAUCUUUACCCUCUCAACUUUGGAACCGCCAAACCCUUCAAAUGAACUACAGAUUACCGACGGUGAAUCCGUCAAUUUCAACGGUCACUUUCCGUCGUCUACGUCGUCCUCCAUCCUCUUGCAUCUACACGAUCGAAACCUCUUUCAACACCCUGGUCUACAAGCGCCGCCGCCGCUCCAGCUCAUCUACGUAACGGAACGCAACGGGAUGUCAAAUAUUUACUACGACGCGCUUUAUUAUGGUGAGCACCGAAACACCAGAUCAAGAUCGGCCCUUGAAAUUCCCGUCCGAGUUCAGGCCCCUUUGUUGGGUUUAGAAGAAAGCAAGAAUCGGAUUUCGAUGAAAGACAGGCCGAGUUUGAGUGGGGAGCAUUUGAUUUACGUGUCUACUCAUGAGGACCCUGGUGAGCCAAGAGCGAGUUGGGCUGCUGUGUACUUGACUCAAUUGGGAACUGGAUUGACUCGACGACUUACUCCUUAUGGAAUCGCCGAUUUUAGCCCCGCCGUGUCUCCAUCUGGGGUUUGGACAGCUGUGGCUUCGUAUGGGAGUAAAGGUUGGGAAGGGGAAGUGCGAGAACUGAGUACUGAUAUCUAUGUUUUUUUGACUCGUGAUGGGACUCACCGAGUCAAAGUUGUUGAUCAUGGUGGGUGGCCGUGUUGGGUUGAUGACUCGACUCUGUAUUUCCAUAGAAGAAGUGAAGACCAAUGGAUAAGUGUUUAUAGAGCUACUUUCCCAAAAGAUAAACCGGUUUCUACCGAUUCAGUGACGAUUCAGCGAGUCACACCACCGGGUCUCCACGCGUUCACCCCGGCUACUUCCCCAGGUAACCAUAAGUUCAUAGCAGUCGCUACAAGAAGACCGAAUUCCAAUUUUCGCCAUAUAGAGCUGUUCGACCUUGUUAAAAAAGAGUUUGUUGAGCUAACUCGGCAUGUUUCUCCUACAACACACCACUUAAACCCGUUUAUAUCCCCUGACUCAGCCCGAGUUGGGUACCAUAAGUGUAGGGGAGAAAGUAAUGGAGGGAAAACUCCCCAAUUAUUGCUUGAAAAUGUUCAAAGCCCAGUGCCAAAUCUCUCUCUUUUCAGAGUCGACGGUUCAUUCCCUUCUUUCUCACCCGCGGGUGACCGGAUAGCCUACGUGGAUUUCCCCGGCGUUUAUGUAGUGAACCGGGAUGGUUCGAACCUGCGUCAGGUUUUCCCCAUGAAUGCUUUUGCAACCGCUUGGGACCCGGUUCGGAAAGGAAUUGUAUACACAAGUGCUGGGCCGCAGUUUUCAAGUGAGAGUACCGAGGUUGAUAUUGUAUCCAUCAACGUUGAUGAUGCUGACCAAUCAAAUUUUAAAAGGUUGACCAUCGAUGGUAAAAAUAAUGCAUUUCCCUCACCUUCACCCGAUGGGAAAUGGAUCGUGUUCAGAUCGGGUCGGACGGGUCACAAGAAUUUGUAUAUAAUGGAUGCGAUCAACGGGGAGUCGGGCGGGCUCCAAAGAUUAACGGAUGGUCCGUGGACGGACACAAUGUGUAAUUGGUCACCGGAUGGUGAUUGGAUCGCAUUUGCUUCGGAUCGGGACAACCCGGGUUCGGGGAGUUUCGAGUUGUAUUUGAUCCACCCGAAUGGUACUGGUUUAAGGAGGUUGGUUAAGAGCGGAUCAGCCGGGAGGGCCAACCAUCCGUCAUUUAGACCGGAUGGGAAGUUGAUAGUGUUUACUACGGAUUAUGCGGGAAUAUCAGCUGAGCCAAUCUCAACCCCACAUCAAUAUCAACCAUAUGGUGAGAUAUUCACAAUUAAAUUGGACGGUUCGGAUAUGAAGAGGCUGACCCACAAUUCUUAUGAAGAUGGGACCCCUACGUGGGCCCCAUUGUACAUCAAUCCAGUUGAUGUAGAGCGGCCGAAGAAGCCCCAAUGUGCAUUUGAGGACUGUCAUUGGCUCAACGAAAUGCCAGACCGUGGCACCAAGGUCGAACCAUUGGGGUUAGCCAAGCCCCAAUGCGGUGCAUGAUUCCAAGCUUUUCUUGCAUAACAUAAGAAUACUUACGUAUGUUGGUGUACUGUAAAUUUGUACGUUGGAAAUAGUUUUGGUGCACCAUCGGAAUAUUUUGUAUUUCCUUGGUGCCUUCCUUUUUUUUUUUUUUUGUACUAUAGUUGAUAAAAAUAAUGAGCAUAUGUCCCUGUAUGUUGUUUUCAUUUUUUUGGGCGUAACAUAUGCAUCUAUACCCAUUAUAUAAAUUUUGGCGAAAAUCAAGUCAAAUAAGCAUAAAUCCAUGUCU
This is a messenger RNA of Durio zibethinus, 2709 nucleotides long. RefSeq lists its product as uncharacterized. Lineage: Eukaryota; Viridiplantae; Streptophyta; Magnoliopsida; Malvales; Malvaceae. The record is from RefSeq and is a predicted model, not a curated record.